AGUGCGACGAGCUCACGCCGCGGUGCUCGCGAUGCAGGAAGAUGGACCUGACGUGCCUCUACCUCAGAAGAGCCGACCGGUGGCGGAGUGACACGGGGGACAGCGGGCACAGCGGGCCCAGCGAGGACGGCGGAAGCCCGCAGUCAUGCACAUCGCCGGAUAGAAGCUGGCUCGACUGGUCGGCCGUGCGAGCACAGGCGGCGCGGAUGCUGGAGCCGGCCGAGUUCGAGCUCCUGGAGCACUAUCUGGAGCACACGAGCAGCGAUCCGACUGGGGAGCCUGAGGACCAGUACACGCUGCGCGUCGGGAUCCCGACGCUGGCCUGCCAGAGCAAGCCGCUGAUGCUCUCUGUGCUGGCUUUCGCGGCCGUGUGCAAGUGCAGCGACAUCAUCAGCCAGCCGGUGGUGUCCCUCGAGGACCGCGGGCGUGUGCAGGAGCUGCUGUCGGUCGCUGACGGCUACCAUCUCGCGUCGCUCCGCGAGAUCCAGGCGACCCUGCACGAGCCCAAGAGGAACUACGACCACGUGCUUGCCAACGCCGGCAUUAUGGGCAUGUACGGGUCGGGCAGCCACUGCAUGCGCAUCUGGCUGGCCAAGACACGGCCAGCCCUGAAUGACCGACAGCUGUGCGACUAUCUGACGCCCGAGUAUGCCCAGUGGAUCCGCCUCUUCCGCGCCGUCCGCCUGGCCUAUGCGGGACUGCUCACCAACGCUCACGGACCGCCCAGUCCGGAUGUGCCGCCCGAAUACGGGCAUCCGUCUCCGGGUAGAGCGGCGCAUACCACCCAUGCCGCCGUCGCGAACCACCCUCUGGGACCCAUCUUGGCCGCCACGGUGCACUCAGCCCUAGCACGGCUGCACGAAAAAGCGGGCGAGAUUGCUGUCGCGCAGGAGGAGGCGGCCGGCUACCGCAGCCCGGAGCUGCAGACGUGUUUCACCGCGCUGGCCAUCCUCGGCAACAUCGUGGCCCAGACCUUUGGCAGCGGCAGCGGUGGCGAGGGCCACCACUGGGACGAGGGGGACGCCAUCGACAACCCUGCGCCCCUGGCGGAUCAGCUCGCAGAGAUAUCAGAGAUAUCGCCCUGGCUGCGCAGAUACGUGGCCAGCAUCUCGUCCGUGGUCCCCUCGCGGCUCCCGCGACGGAUCAUUAUGUCGUUCGUGCACAAGGUGCCAGGCCGCUAUCUGGCGCUCCUCGAGGAGAUGCUCGUCGACCUUGCAAAGCCGCACCCCCACUCCCAACCCGACCAGAUCGACAUCCGACUCGAUCACAUUGACCUCCAACUCGACCAAAUCGACCUGGGGGCUGCACAUGGCGCAAGCGACAGCAGGGAAGGGGAAGGGGAAGAAGAGCGGGCCGAAGACCCCAGCAUCGCGCACCAGCUCGCCAUCGACAUCUUCGCGCACUGGCUGGUGCUGGUGCUGCUGCUGGACAACGUGUGGUGGAUCGGCGGCAUCGGGGCCUGGGAGCUGGGCCGCCUCGUCGCGCUGCGGCGGGACCCGCGCUGGCGCGCCUGUCUGUGGAAUCGAGACCGCGACUGGUGGCCCGAGAGCAUGUGCGAGGUCAGCCGGCUGCUGGAGAAGCACCGGUAGGGGAGAUAUGGAGCUGGUUAUUCUUGAGCUGAGUGAGACCAGCGCCUCCUCUUGGUCAAGGCCUGCGGUGCAUACAGCUCCGCAGCGCAAAAGGCCAGCUUCUUGAGCCCGAUAAUCUCUCAGCAUUGUGGCCGGUUUGAAAACUCCCGCGAGGUUCUGUCUUACCGUCUUCGCUGACAACUUAGCGAUAAUUAUCCUUUAUUCGUUGCACACGUGCUUUGUCUGGCGUCGUGCUCCUAGGAUGGUGCAACAGUCCCCAAGUGCGCACUGGCCGAGGACGAUAGAGAGCCUA
Messenger RNA from Thermothielavioides terrestris NRRL 8126, 1881 nucleotides. RefSeq lists its product as uncharacterized. Gene Ontology annotation, molecular function: DNA-binding transcription activator activity, RNA polymerase II-specific. Gene Ontology annotation, biological process: regulation of transcription by RNA polymerase II. Bases 42 to 1589 code for a protein of 515 amino acids. The transcript has a single exon. NCBI's taxonomy places the organism in Eukaryota, Fungi, Ascomycota, Sordariomycetes, Sordariales, Chaetomiaceae. The record is from RefSeq and is a predicted model, not a curated record.